AUGUCUAACCCCGUGUCCGGCACACGGCCGCAGCGCGUAAAUCUCCACAGCCACAUCGUGAAUGAUGUCUGGCUGGUACUGAAUAGUCGUUUCGAGACCGUUGAGGUUCACGUCAAGCGACCCAUGCCCCUGGUCUGGAUCCCACCUGUAGCCUACCGCCAGUUCAUAGUCCCAGACGCGCGACCCUCCUCGUGGCACGCGAGACGUACGAAUCGCGCUACCCACAAAGGUUCCAACGCCGUCGACGGCCUCUUCCGUGGAUACGGAGCGGGAUUUAGCUGUCUCCGUUGCCUCUACAACCUUCAAUGCCCGCCGUUCAGGGCUGGCAUCGACGCGGAUUUGCUCUCUGGGAUGGAGAGCUACAUCUCUGUCAAUGGGGUGCCUGUGGUCGAGAACACAAAGCUCAUGACGAAGCUGCUACGAGUCGACGUCGGCUUCGACGGCAUGAUGGUGACGGACUACCACGAGAUCAACCACCUCGCAGAAUUCCACCGCACUACUCUCUCCACCGACGAGGCCACCAAGUUGUCUCUGGAGCGCGAAUCAAUCGAUAUGAGUAUGGUAGCGUCCGACUUAUCGUUCACCAACGGAACGAACAAGCUGAUCGCGGAAGACCCGGCUAUCAUCGCCCGAUUAAAAGAGUCUAUCUGUGUGAGCACCCAGUGCGCUUCGGGUGACUACUGCGAGCCGCAGUGGAUCUUCGGACAUGGUCUCAGCUACACGAACUUCACCUACUCCGACAUGGCCAUCAGCACCACCAACGCCACCUCAAGCUCCGAUUCUAUCAACGUGUCUGUGACAGUGACCAAUUCCGAUACUGCGGCUGGAAAGGAGACCGUGAUGCUGUUUCAGACGCAGCUGUACCGACUCAUUUCGGCUCCCGAGGUCAAACAGUUGAAGGAAUUCUCAAAGAUCAGUCUGCAUGCGGGUGUUUCACAGACGUUCGAGCUGACUGCGGCGGACUGGAGCGUCUACUACCCUCAGAUCGGUCAGGAUUUGAAGCUUGUGGCCGAGGACGCGGGUUAUGUGGUUGCGAUCAGGGUUUCCUAA
Molecule: messenger RNA, 1050 nt
Organism: Phytophthora infestans T30-4
Lineage: Eukaryota; Oomycota; Peronosporomycetes; Peronosporales; Peronosporaceae
Product: glycoside hydrolase, putative
Exons: 3
Coding region: 1-1050 (349 amino acids)
Biological process (GO): glucan catabolic process
Molecular function (GO): beta-glucosidase activity
Source: RefSeq, a predicted model, not a curated record